Molecule: messenger RNA, 4233 nt
Organism: Athalia rosae (coleseed sawfly)
Lineage: Eukaryota; Metazoa; Arthropoda; Insecta; Hymenoptera; Athaliidae
Product: activating transcription factor 7-interacting protein 1
Exons: 11
Coding region: 183-3851 (1222 amino acids)
Biological process (GO): regulation of DNA-templated transcription
Cellular component (GO): transcription regulator complex; nucleus
Molecular function (GO): protein binding; transcription coregulator activity
Source: RefSeq, a predicted model, not a curated record
UCAGUUCCAAAUGGCCAACAAGUAGAUGUUAGGAGAAGUCUGGCAACGUUGAUUUUACUUGUUUAAAUUGCGGUGUUGCAACAUAGUUGUGAGGAGAGCUUCGUUCGAAAUCCUGGUCUUCUUUGGUCACCUGAUGCCUAAUUACCUUAAAAAACUUUUGUGCUAAAUGGAAGUAAUGUGAUAUGAUAUCACCAAACUUUCCCGUUAUUAUGGACUCUACUGCCAGUACCACAUCGUCUUAUAUUGAUAAACAAGGAGAUCCGCAAUCAGACCGGAUUCCUAGCAAUGAGGAAAAUAGUACAUAUGGGCUAACUGAAAACAAACGAUUGGAAGAUCUAAAUCCAGACCUGGAAGAUGAUGAUAAUUUUUCCGACGACAGUUUGCGACUCAGGCUCUCCGAUGAUGAAGGUGAAUCAGAGCAAGCUGGUACAAUGGACACACCGGUAACUUCAUGCGUUAGCUCUGAACAAACUACUUCUCGGAAUAUAGAAAUGGGCACGCGCAAUCCUAGAAAGGAGAUAUCACCUGGUGUUGGAUCAUAUUUCGCAAGUGAUUUGAAAAAAACUGAACUUGAAAAGGAUAGAGAAAUGUCUACAAAAUCUGAUAAUAAAGAAACUUUAGGAGAAAACUGUGUCGAUGGUGAAAUGAACUCGAACACCAUGUGGCCAGGAAGGAUGCUUAGAAACCAUUCAUCUAACUUCACUCGAUCUCCUAAAAGGUCUCUACGUGGCCAUUCCUUUUGUUCUAGGCCCGGCUAUAAUUCCGUCAAUUCACCUUAUUACAGUGUUCGAAAUAACUUUGGAAUUCGAUCGAGUCACCGCAAUCAAUUUAGUCGCACUGGCUUUGCUAAAGGAAAGUUUUUUCGCAGUGGUACCAGGGAGCCUCACAGAAACAUACUCAAUGCACGAUCCUUGAAAGCUGGGCCUGAAUGGCACUUAAAUUCAGAUGCACAAAUUGGUGUUACAGUUUCAAACGAGACCCUGGCUGAGGCCUCUCUCCCUGCCACACAGACAUUUUUAAACGACUUUGAUAACGACAAAGCGGUGCUACUUCACUCCACUAACACAAAUUCGGAAAACCCCUCGAAUAAUGGUUUUGAUAAAAAAACAUUUGGCAUUAAUAACGACUUAUCUAAGGAAUCCAAUUACCCUAAUUUUCAUGAUAGACCGACUCCAGUUGAAGUAGAAAUGAAACGGUUGAACUCUGAUCUGAGUGAAUGGAGGUGCUCUAGAAACCUAUCCCACAGUUAUGAUACUCGAUUUUGCUCUGAUGACUGGUUUGAAGCACCACAUGUAAAUGAUUCCAAGCCAGUACAGUCGACUGAGGACCUUCCAACAGUAGCAGAAAAGGAUCCAAAUUCCUCUAAAAGGGACAUGUGCAUUUCACCUGUUAGAGAUGGCGAAUUUUCGAAAAUUAUAGAGAACUUUAAAGAGGAUAAAGAAAAUGUUAUUAAUAAAGCUGCAAUCUUGUCGGAGACUGACCUAAGCUCCAUCAAACCAUCAAAUGAUAUAAAAAAAUCAGAACUUGUUAGUGAAUCAAAUAACAGCAAACUAGAUAGUGAUGCCAAAGAAAAUGUGCCACGUGAUAUUCAAGAGGCAGUCAAAGACAACAAUGAUUCAAGAAAAUCAGAUGAAGUUGCCAAUGCAUUGGAUAAAUUGCAAAAUCUUCACUCUAGAGUAACUUCAAAAGUAGAUGACUUGGAGGAAUCUCAAAAUUCAGACCUCCAAUCUAAAAACUUAGUUGGACUUGAGAAGGAAGAAGUGAAAAGGUCUAGCUCACCUGAUAAAAAUGAAGUAGGUGAGCAUGCUGAUGAAUAUAUUUCCACAAAGAAAACAGUUAAUGAGAACACUGAUGAUAAUGAUACUUUGGCCGAUGAAGAAAAAGAGAACCUUAGUUUAGAUAGUGAACAAAUUAAUAGUGUGGAAAAUCCAAAUCCUCUACAAAUUAGAGGGGACAAGAGAAAGAGAAAAACUGUUUCUAGCGAAGCUAGCUGUGAAACAAGUGAUAGUUUUAAACAAAUCCCAUCAAAAAAAAACCUAGCUGAACCUGAGCAAAAUGAACAAUUGCAAAGUGAGACUGGUAAGAAGCGUGUGUUGAUUGGUGAGGAGUCUAUUAAUGAUAAAUUAACCUAUAAGAGGAUAAAAAUUUCUCCUGACCCAUGUCAAAGCACUUCCAUUGAACAACUUGGAACUAGUACUAUCUCUUCUUCUCCCAAUGAGGAGAUGAAACCAGUAUCUUCUGAAAAGUGUCAAGAAAACUCAACCAAUCGUCAAUCCCUUAAUUAUGUGCGCAAAUUUUUCCAAAGGGAUAUCAAAGGCAAACUAACAAAAUUGACACGUGAGGAAUUGGAGGAACUUCUAAUACAGAAGGUUGUAGAAACAAUAACAAUGCGUACCGAAAGUGGCAAGUUACGUGAACAAGCAAGAAUAUCUGAACGCAAUUUAGAAGCUACUCGGGUUCGUUGCCAGCAACUCGCGAAGCAAAUAAAAGAUUUUGACAUGGUCUUGUCCCGCAAUGCUGUUGAUCGAAAAGCGAACAAUGAUAAACCUGUGCCUCCCAUAAAAAUUAAUAGAUCUGUUGGAUUACAGGUCAAUUUUCAAACGGAAAAUGGUAUUCAGAACUUACGGGGGCUAGCAGCUAGUAACGCUAUGAAGCUAAAUGUUUCAAGCCCCACCACUGUCAAUGGUACCAAUGUGACCACGGGGUCUCAAAAGCGUGCCUCCACAACUGCAGCUCCACGACGAGGAAUAAAAGUUCGUUCACCUCGGAGAGCAAGCCUGCCCAAAAAUUCCUCAUCACCAGUCUGUGCCCAGACUUCUCCAGCUAAGCUCACAUCUCUGGUUAUGUCUAAACAAAAUGAUAUCCUACAGAGUGGGGCUACUCCCAACAAAAUUAACGAACAAAUCUUACCAAAUCUGAAUGUCGCUCAAUCUACUACUCCCAAAAACAAAAAUGUUUUCGUUACUGGAAAAGUCUCAACCCAAGGAAACCGGCCAACGGGCAUUUCAAAUAAUAAGCCCGAAUCUAGUGAUUUAAUUGAUCUUACGGAAGAAGAGGAUAGAAAUAGAUCAACUGCAAGUGGUAUGUUUAGUACAUUGCCAAUGGUUGCAUCCGUCUCAUCUACAGUUCGACCCAAGUCUUUACAAAAUAGGUUUCAACGAGUGGUACAAACAACAAUACCUGGAAAUGUUGCAAUCACUACCCAACCCAAUAUAAGGGUGGUGCAGUCUAUCAGUCAGCCAACUCCUACCGCUCUGGUUAAUAAUAUCAAUGCCACAAGGUUGGCAUAUGUCAUGCAGGGUAGCCCAGGAUCUGGAAGACCAGUACUCAUAGCACCAACUUCAAACCAAAUACGACCCGCAACAUCCACUACUCGAGGUCAAUUUCCUGGUGUUGCUUACAAGGCUGGAAUCUCAACUUUGGCGAAUGGUGCAGUUCGAGUAUUAACUACAGCAGCUGCGGCGGGAGUUACAAAUACACAUCCACCCCCAGCGCCAUUGCCAGAAGCGCCGCGUUAUAAAGUAAUAAAUGGGAUGAAGCUACCACCCCCGCCACCCUCGCUUAAAAUAUCAAAAGUCCCACAAGGUAUAGUUUUGUCUUGGAAUAUGGCCCAAUCGGACACCUAUGCAGAGAUUGCGAGUUAUCAGCUCUACGCUUACCAAGAGACACCAGGGACACCGCCGAGUUCUGGAUUGUGGAAGAAAGUUGGAGACGUACGAGCCCUGCCACUGCCAAUGGCGUGUACUCUCAAAGAGUUCACACCAGGAAAUAAUUAUCACUUUGCUGUCAGAGCCGUGGAUAAACAUUCCAGAUAUGGUCAAUACAGCAUCCCACGAAAAAUUUCUUUAUAGUAAAAGCAGAGCAAUACGUUAUCCUAUUAUCGUAAUUACUAAUUAAUUAAUUAUACUAAUCUAAGUUAUCUAUGACAUCGAUCGAUUAAAUCACAUUUAAUGGAAUCAGAAAAACAAAAUUUCAAUUUGAAAUGAGUUCCCCAUGCGUGUAGUUAUUGUCAAAUAUAGCGAAACACCGAAUUUCGGUUUAAUCAAUUGGGUGUCUAUUUGCUUUGUGUGCGUCAGUGAUGGAAUGUAAAUAUUAGUGAUUUAGUGAUGAACUAUAGUAUUAAAAAAUAUAGUAUUAAAAAAGUGACGUAAUGUCUAGUGCAUUAUUUCAGAAAAACAUGCUUCAAAAGUGCUGUUUUAUGAAUAACUCAAUAAAGACUGGGUUGUUCUUUUA